Molecule: messenger RNA, 688 nt
Organism: Aureococcus anophagefferens
Lineage: Eukaryota; Pelagophyceae; Pelagomonadales; Pelagomonadaceae
Product: expressed protein
Exons: 3
Source: RefSeq, a predicted model, not a curated record
GCGCCGUCGAGAUCACGUCGGGCAUCGCGCUCGGCGGCAAGCUCGCGGUCACCGGUCUGAUCCACUCGGCGCAGGACGGCGACCCGGGCCGCUUCGCGACGUCGCUCGUGCGCGCGUCCGACGAGGCCGUGUCCGGCGUGCUCGGCGGCUUCGUCGGCGCGGGCAAGCAUGUGGUGGGCGGCGUCUUCGGGGCCGCGCGCGGCGCGGCGACGGGCGUCGCGAGGGGAGCGGGCGCGUUCGCGCGCGCGACGCUGCUCGACGGCGACCCCCUGAAGGGCGUCGCCGACGGCGGCCGCGUGUUGGGCCGGGAUUUGGUCGGCGCCGCCCACGACCUGUCGGGCGGCCUCUACGCGGCGUCGGAGGACGUCUACACGGGCGCGGCGCGAGGCGCGGACCGCGCGGUCCGGGGCCUCGGCCUCGACCAGCUCGGGUCGCGGCCGCCGGAGCCGCCGCCGCCGCCGCCGCCGCCGCCCGAGGAGGAGGUGUAUGAUAUCGAGAUCGAGACGCCGGCGACGAGCCGCCGCAGCUCCGUGCGGAACCGGGCCAAGGCGCGCCGCACGUCGCUGACGAUCCAGGCCGCGCUCGGCAACGGCCGCUGCGGCGACGACGCCGACGCGCCGGAGACGUUCCGGGACCGCCUGGUGCGCUACGACUCGGAGAAGCCCAACACGACUAAUAUUUAGCCUUC